Messenger RNA from Camellia sinensis, 3017 nucleotides. The record is from RefSeq and is a predicted model, not a curated record. NCBI's taxonomy places the organism in Eukaryota, Viridiplantae, Streptophyta, Magnoliopsida, Ericales, Theaceae.
CAUCCCGGGAAAGGAAACUCCUCGUGACAGAUGCUGGGCCACAAUCCAGUCCUCUCGUUAGCCCAAACCAAACGCGUUGUUUAAUAAACGAAAAAAAAAAAAGGCGGGCUAGGAGAGCUUUAAAUUCAACUAUUCACUUCUAAUUCAAAUCAUAUCUCUCUCUCUCUCUCUCUCCAUUUCUGUUUCUCUCUCUAAACAGUUGAGGUGAGGUGAGGUGAGGUGAGGUGAGGUGAGAUGCAGAGAGGAACUGAAGUCUCUGUGGGGACGAAAAUGGAGGAGCUAAGGUUAGUAUGCGACAGAGAGAUUACGAUUCAGCAGCACAGAAUUGACGCCGCCAUUUCCUUUUUCCGGAAAUCGCUUCAGUCUACGAAAGCCAAGGCACAGGAAACUAUUCAAAUUCAAGCAAAACUAGGAAAGCUAAAAGGUGAGCUGAGAGAGGCGGAGGAUCAUUUGGUGAAAGCUCUAGCAGCGAAGACUCGUAAAGAGGCAAAGCAGAUGGCCAUGACAGAGUCCAUAUCUGCUACAAGAGCUAGAAUAGAAGAGCUUAAAAGAAUUGUGGAAGAUCAAAACACUAGGAAGGAUGAGUACACAAAGAUAAUAUCUCAGCAAUUUGAAGGUAUUUUCGGUUUCAUUUCUUUUUACUACUUGGUCUUUUUUGUAGAUCAUUCAUUGAAAUUUUAUAGUUGGUCUAUUACAUAGAUUAUUUAUUAAAAUUAUGUGCUAUUAUUGUCAUUUUUUAAGGGGCUUUAGGCUUCUUAUUAAAUUGAAAGAAACCAGUAUCGAUAUUUUUGAAGUAAGAGUAUCCACUAAAGGGGGUGCACCUGAUGUGUAGCAGAGUAUUCAAAAGCCACCCAAAUGCCUUAAAUCCUAUUAGGAUUUGUAUCCCCUAAAAAUCAGAAAAAUAAACUAAAAAAAGCAUCACAAAGGACAUCAAUACUGUUUUCAAAUUGAAACUGUUAUUUGGACUUAUUUGGCCAUUGACUAUCUUAUUUAUAUGAGCAAAUAAUUAUUUAUGUGGCAAUAUCAAUAAAAACUUUUGAAGGUUUGGGUGGGUGGAUGGUGGAAAUGGAGUCUUAUAAUCAUAUAGUGAUGUCCUGAAUUUCGCUUUGGUGGGAAAAGGUUUGAGGGAAAGGUACGGAUUUCAGAGUAGGUGUUGUUCGUUUUUGACAUCUUAUGUUGUUCUCAUUUGGAGUAGUCACAAAAAAAAUUUUGGGAGUGUUGAGGAACUUUUUCUUUUGGAUAAUCUCUGCCUUUCAUACUUAAGUAGGUCAAUAACAUUGUAUAUAGUUCUCUUAUUGGAGCAGCAAAGAUGACCCUUUUAAAGAUUUUCCAUUUCGAGCAAUCUUAUGUAAAUUGCUCAUCUUUUUUGUUUGCAAAUGAUACAAUUUCUUUUGUUUAGGCUUUAGGAAAAUGCUUGAGUUAAAAUCUGGAAUAGUGAUUUCUUGGAUUUCACAUCAUAGUCUUUAGUUUGGCCCAUCUUGAUCUACGACUGCUUAAAUCCCUUACUAUGAAUCCUGAAAUUUUCCAACUCUUGGCUUCCCAACAGGGUUUGGCAGGUUGUAGUGCUAUGUUUAUUCAAUAAGCAUUACCCUCUGAACAUAUGUGUCGUUUCUAAGUUCAAAUUUCCAAUUUGAGCCACUGACAUGAUUGAAAUUUGAAAUAGAGUUCAUGGUGUUAAGGGUGUGUUCUAAGUUUUUGAUUGGUUUGCCAUAGUUUGGUUUGACCACUAAAGCUUUUGUUUUAUUUUUGGUGCAUGGUGGCUUGGAAAUUGCUUAGAAAGCCUAAUGUAAUAGCAAUUAUUGACACACAUGACUUGUUAAAGUAAAUGUGCUUUGCACCUUAUUGGUUGGAACUCUGAUCAGCAAAUGGAACACGAUGUCCCUUGGAAAUGCAUCUGCAAUCCCUCACAUUUAAUACAUUACUGGUUUUUGAUUCUAUGAAUGAAAUAUGGGAAAACUUUGGCCAAGUUGUUGCAUAAAAAUAUUUUGUUCUACUUUUGCUUUGGCAUUGUCCUCAUUGACUGAAACAUUUUAUCCCUCUUUCACUGUGUGUGACUGAUCUGUUUUCACAUUAUAAGCAUGGAUUAGUAACAAUGUUCAUUGGACAUGUAGAUAAGGGAGUUUAUGUCAUUGGAAGAGUUCCUCUAGAUUUCUGCAUCUUACAUUGCCUUGAACAUCACAAUUGAAUUGGUUUUGAAGUGUAUUCCUAACAGCUAUUUUUGUUUAAUAUGCUUAUAUUUUCAUUUGGUGCUAUUCUUUUAACUACAACUGUCACAUCUGGCACCUUUAUUGUGUUGUAUUGCACCUAUUCGUCUUUCCAAUGUAGUCUUGCCUUGAGAUCUUUUUGGCUUUGCUAGGUAGGUCAUAUGCCUUAUAUGUGUCGGAUAUGGUUUUAUUUGUGUUCUUGUAAGCUCAUGCCUACGAUUGGACGUUGCUUUUGAAACCUUUCAUUUGCCGUAUUUUGUAAAGCAUUGUGUUUGUGGGUUAGACAUUAGAAGUGCAAUAGUUGUUGCAUAUACUUAGGAAUGUGUUACAUAUGGUUUUGGUGUUGCCUAAAGGUGCAGCAUGGGACAUUGAAUUAUUAAGGCUUCGUUUGGGAACAAUUUAUUUUAUUAACUUUUUGAUUUUUUAGCUAAAAUAUGAGGUAAAAAAAUUAGUAUGUUUGGGAUGAUUGUUUGGUUUUUUACGAAAAGAUGUGCGAAAAGUAGAGAGAAAAGGAAAACUUUGACUUUUUGGUAUAGGUUGUUGGCUUUUUGAUUUUUUAGUGACUUUUUGAAUUUUAGGCUAAAAAGUGAUGUUGUCAAAUGAGGCAGUGUAAUAUUAUGUUAUGUUGAUUCUUUGGUUGGUUGAAAUAUUAGGCACGACGAGGAUAUUUUCUGUUUGAGUUGUCCAUAUGUUCCUAGGUUGACUUGUUACAUCUGUUGUGAUCUUUAUGGUAGUAGAGGGAAAGAAAUUUAUUUUUUUAACCCUUUAUAUAUUGGUGGUGUUUGGGAAGAGCUUUUUUGGUUAAAAUAGCAC